Messenger RNA from Fusarium tjaetaba, 807 nucleotides. Its product is annotated as nad dependent epimerase dehydratase family. NCBI's taxonomy places the organism in Eukaryota, Fungi, Ascomycota, Sordariomycetes, Hypocreales, Nectriaceae. The coding region runs from base 1 to 807 and encodes 268 amino acids. The transcript is spliced from 3 exons. The record is from RefSeq and is a predicted model, not a curated record.
AUGGCUUCCAACCGUCAUGUUCUUGUGCUCGGAGGCAAUGGGAAGAUCAGCAGGCUUCUCACGGUGAUUCUGCUGAAGAAGUCCUGGACUGUGACGAGUCUGAUCCGUAACCCUGACCAGAUCGAUGACCUGAAGAAGAUCUCAGAGGGCUUGCCGGGAGACCACAAGAUCCUGGUUCACGAUCUCAUCAAAGUUGAUAGUCAGGAGAAGGCUGCCACCAUUCUUGACGAAGUGAAGCCGGACUCUGUUGUCUUCAGCGCUGGCCCUGGAAGAGGAACUGAUCAAGACACGAUCAUCCGCAUCGAUCGUGAUGCGGCAAUCUUCUUCAUCAAGGCCUCGGUCGCCAACAAGUCCAUCAGUCAUCAUAUCCAGGUCUCCUACUUGGGCGCUCGACGCGAGCAAGCUCCCUGGUGGACUGCCGAGGACUGGGAAGGCUGGAAGAAGGUCAACUCAACUUUCCUUGGUCCUUACUAUGAGCCCAAGACCGCCGCCGAUGAAGCUCUCGUCACUGAAGCUCUCGUCACUGAAGCCAGGAAGAGAGACGGCUUGACCGCUGUAUCGGUCCGCCCUGGCGGUCUCACCGACAAGGAUGAAGGGGGAGUGCUCUUGGGACAGACCAAGCAAGCCAGAGGCAUGACCACUCGAGCAUCAACCGCGAGAGUCAUGGCCUUGGUGUUGGAGAAGGAGGGCGUGAAGGGACACUGGUUGGAUGUUCUCGACGGCGAGGAAGAUGCAGCGACUGCAGUCGAUCGUUACGUUCGUGAUGAGACUGAAUGUGCUGAAGGAGAGCCAGUCCUGAAGAACUAA